UUAGUCCGAUUUAAAGAGUCGCUCUAGUUGUAUGGUUUAAAUUUUCUAUUCUGUGCGAUUAGAAAUAUUUUAAUUCAAGUUAGUAUAUUUGCCGGUUCAAAUAGCAGUCUUAUAAAUAUUAUAUAUCAAAAAUGGCUUCAUGGGUUGGAAAAAAAUAUAAAUUAGAAAAGUCAGAUAACUUUGACAAUUAUAUGAAAGCGCUUGGUGUUGGUAUGGUCCUUCGCACCAUUGGAAAUAAAGCUAGUGCAACUGUGGAUUUAGUUAAAGAUGAUGAUGGUUCAUACACCCUAACAACAUCAUCAACAUUUAAAACAACUGUAAUUAAAUUUAAACCAGGAGAAGUUUUCGAUGAAGAAACGAUUGAUGGACGUAAAGUAGAAAGCGUAUGCACUUUUGAAAAUGAAAAUAAACUUGUCCAUGAACAAAAAGGUGAAAAACCAACAACUAUUAUUCGUGAAUUCAAAGAUGACGAAAUGGUUGCGACUCUAACUAUCGGCGACGUUACAUGCGUCCGAACAUACAAGGCUGCCUAGAUAUUAUAUUGAAACAAAUAAAAAUACUAUACUGACACCUACCUAAAUUAAUUAGGAAAUUGAUGUCCUCUAAAAUUGUAUUAUUGUUCGACAUCACAAAGCAUUUUUAUAAUGUUAAAAAAAAAUAUAUAUAUAUAAAUUAAAGAUUUUUUUUUAUUAUUGUAAACUAUAAUAAUAAUCUAAAAUAUCAAUAAGACUUUUAUUGUCCUAUUAUUAUUAAUUAGAUAGGGACAUUUUCCAGGCUUUCUAUAAUAUUAUAAAUUAUAAUUUUUUUUUUUUUGUAAGAAUUAAAAUUUUUGGAUAUUUGUAUUAAAAAUUUACAAGACAAAAAAAAACAAAACAAAUUUCACUGAUUGAUUUUUUUUUAAAUAUUUCAACUAAUAGAUGUAAGCUUUGCAUUUACAUAAAAAAAUAUACAUACGUAUAGCAUUUAU
Messenger RNA from Condylostylus longicornis, 967 nucleotides. RefSeq names its product fatty acid-binding protein (gene fabp). Gene Ontology annotation, biological process: fatty acid transport. Bases 132 to 533 code for a protein of 133 amino acids. The record is from RefSeq and is a predicted model, not a curated record. Gene Ontology annotation, cellular component: cytosol; nucleus. Gene Ontology annotation, molecular function: fatty acid binding. Lineage: Eukaryota; Metazoa; Arthropoda; Insecta; Diptera; Dolichopodidae. The transcript has 4 exons.